AUGGGACUUUUCAGAGUCUGGGCAGCAGUGCUGCUAUGCGCCCUACAAGUCCAAGCCAAAGCGGCAUUCGCCCACUUUAUGGUCUCCAAUGCUGUCAAUUAUACCGAGUCUGACUGGGCCAAUGAGAUAAGAUUGGCCCAGGAGGCUCACAUCGAUGCCUUCGCACUCAACAUGGCUUACAACCAAGGCGAGGCGCCUCAGCUCAAAGAUGCAUUCAGCGCCGCAAGCGCAACUUCCUUCCAGUUAUUCUUUUCUUUUGAUUAUGCUGGCAACGGACCAUGGCCAAAGGACGAUGUGAUUCGGAUUCUUGAGCAGUAUGGCUCUCAUGGCAGCCAUUACAAGUACAAAGGCAAAGCAUUCGUAUCGACCUUCGAGGGUCCCAAACAGGCCAGUGACUGGACUGAAAUCAAAUCUCGCACAAGCUGCUUCUUCGUCCCAGACUGGUCAUCACUUGGCGCAAAGGCGGCGAUGGAGGCAGCCGAUGGCGUAGCCGAUGGCCUCUUCAGCUGCGCCGCCUGGCCCUGGGGUGACAGGGACAUGGAUACCUAUGUUGAUGCCUCGUACGCUCAAUAUCUCAACGGCAAGCCCUACAUGAUGCCCGUGUCGCCAUGGUUCUAUACAAAUCUGCCCGGGUUCGACAAAAAUUGGCUCUGGCGGGGCGAUGAUCUCUGGUUCGACCGAUGGCAGCAAGUCCUUUACGUCCAGCCUGAAUGGAUCCAGAUCAUCUCAUGGAAUGAUUUUGGUGAAUGUCACCAUGUUGGGCCCAUCGUCGACAAGGCUUUGGGUGCGCUCAACAAAGGCAGGGCACCGUUUGACUUUGUUUCUGGGUUGCCUCACGACGCUUGGCGCAAGACGCUUCCUCUUUCGAUCGAUAUGUACGUCAAAAACACAACCACCAUUACAGAAGAGGGUGUCACGUUCUGGUACCGCAAACAGCCGAUCGCAGCAUGUGGGACAGGUCAAACUUCAGGCAACACCGCGUCUCAGCUUCAGGUGGAAUUCUCGCCUCUCAAGGUAGUGCAAGACCGAGUGUUUUACACAGCCAUUCUGACAUCGCGAGCCGAUGUGGCGGUGAGCAUCGGAGGUGCCAGCCAGGUCGGAAAUUGGUCCGAUCAGCCGGAAGGCGGAAUUGGUCUCUAUCAUGGCAGCGUCCCAUUCAAUGGCAUUGGACAAGUCAGCAUAAGCAUCACAAGAAAUGGAGCUGCGAUUGCUUCCGGCUCGGGCAUUGCCAUCACGAAUCAGUGUGAAACAGGGGGCCUUGCGAACUGGAAUGCCUGGGUAGGUUAUGCCAAGGGCCCAAGUGGACUAUCGAAGACACCACUUUCCAUGGAUGACCGAGUCUGUGUUGAGGGAAAUGGCCUAGGUGGCUUCGCUGGUCUGUGUCAGUUCACCUGCGAGCUCGGGUACUGUCCGCUGGGCGCCUGUUACUGCACCAAAAUGGGCGAGCAGCGCAAGUAUCCUGAGUCCAAGAACGUCUUGGGAUACCCCGCACCUGGAGGUGAUGCCAACUACUCAGGCUUGUGCGCUUUUGCCUUCUCACCCUUCUCGCCUCCAGCAUGCAUACAUGGCGUCGGCCCUCCAGGCUGGGAGGGCCUCUGCGACUAUGCCUGCAACUUUGGCUUUUGCCCCAUAGGUAUCUGCACCUGUGACAAGCAGGGAGCCCUGAACCAGCCGCCCGCCACCAUAGACAACAGCUGGGUAAGGUCAACAUCAACAGUGACAGUCUUGGUCAUCACCUACCCGCCUAUAACGACAACUCUCAUCCCCGUCUACAACAUCAACAUUACCGCCACCAGCGUCAACGGCAUUGACUACACCAUCACACCGUCAAUUUUCCCAUCCCAAACUAUCACCAUCGGGCCCCCGCCUGGGGUCGAUGAGACUGCCAUGACCCUUGUCGUUACCUCGACGCCCACAGGCUCCACGACAUGGCCCCCCCUCAGUGACAAGGACUUACACUCCAAGGUGCGUCACUCGAGUGCUGGGCCCCCUGCGCCCAUCUGCGCAGGCAGCGGCUGCGGAGUGGGAUGCACCGCCAUGUGUAACAGUUGUGGCCUUCUGGGCUGCGGUGGCUGCAUUUUCGAUUGCGGUACCUGCUUGAGCCCCUUUGGCUGCGGCGGCAUUGACAUUACAGGCGGCGGCUGCGUGGGCCCAGCUUGUCCUGCGGCUGUCUGCGUCGGCGGUGGCUGCGAGCCUGAUGCAGAGUGCGAAAAGCCCAAGACGGCGAGCGCCUGCACAGCGAGCUGCUCCGUCACAUUACCGAGUGCCGGUGCCCGUACCUUCACGACUGAGUGUUACACGACGCGCUGCACCGAGAGAACGGCUUGCAAUGCUGUGGCCACAACAACCACAACCCGCACUACAAGCGGCUGUCCAACCCUGAGCGCCUACCAGCCAUGGUGGACAGACGAUAACCAGGCUGUGUUCGCACCCGGAGAAGACGGCUGGGGCGGAUUCUUGGCGGCAACCGGCACGUAUCUCGAUCCGGCCCUGAACACGAUCCCCAUCGACUAUGAGUCGGGCACUGACGAUGAAGACGGCGACGGCGGUGGCGGUGACCCCACACCAACCCCGGAACCGGAACCAGAACCAAAGACCACCCCAGCAAGCGGUCGCGAAGGCUAUGGUGGCGUCUUCUUCAUGGUGUACUGGGAAGUCGGGGGCAAGGGCCAAUACCGUGGUUACAGCUUGUGGUCUAAAACCCUAAGCAUCAAUAACCCAGAUAUCUGCACAUGGGAAAAAGACCCGCUCACGUUGACGUGGAAAGAUUAUCCCGGAGACCCAAUCAUGCCUCCGGGUACGAUUCAGGGGGUUACUCUCUUUCAAGAUACCUGCACUUACUCGAAGCGCACGUUGACAUGUGGCAAGUAUAAAGAUGCCACGUGCGAGAACUUGACAGGAUCGUUUGGUAGUCCUACACAGACCGGCAAGUGUAGCAGUGCGAGCUGGGGAUCUAUCAUGGUUUGCCACUGGUUUAAUUAUUGA
This is a messenger RNA of Verticillium nonalfalfae, 2985 nucleotides long. RefSeq lists its product as uncharacterized. Gene Ontology annotation, biological process: mating projection tip cell wall disassembly. Lineage: Eukaryota; Fungi; Ascomycota; Sordariomycetes; Glomerellales; Plectosphaerellaceae. Gene Ontology annotation, molecular function: glucan endo-1,3-alpha-glucosidase activity. Bases 1 to 2985 code for a protein of 994 amino acids. The record is from RefSeq and is a predicted model, not a curated record. The transcript has 4 exons.